This is a messenger RNA of Striga hermonthica, 639 nucleotides long. The record is from the annotation of a GenBank genome assembly. NCBI's taxonomy places the organism in Eukaryota, Viridiplantae, Streptophyta, Magnoliopsida, Lamiales, Orobanchaceae.
AUGGGAACAGAGGUUUUACCGCCACAAGAUCUCCUCGCCGGUAGAUUACGCGUUCCUCCGGCGUCGUUCCAUCGCCGGAGGAAUUUUCCAGGCAACGGAAACCUGACCCACCUAAUCGUCAAUCGGAGGUCGAGUUACAACGUGGCCCAUAAAAAAGCAUCUCCCCGUCCGGACAAGAAAAGAUCCACCGCCACGGCGGAGAAAGGCGGGACGAAGAAGGUAACCCAAGGCGGCGUGACGGAUGUACGGCGGAAGGAUCACGGAGUUGGCGGCGGCCUCGUGAUGGGGCAGGUGACGAUCCUUAGGAGGGGCGAGUCGCUUGAUUCGUUGGUGUCCAAAAUGAAGGGCGGAAAGUCAAACCCUAGAUCCCCAAAUCAGAUACCGGGCGACGACAUGGCGUUUCUUGGGACCAGCCGGAUCGGACCGGAGUCGCCGGAUAUGCUGCCGAAGCAGAUCCGCCUGUCGCCGCCGUCUUUUCACGACGUGUACGCCGGGUCGGCGUUCUCUCUAUCGCCGUCUCCACGCGCCCUCCCUCUGCCUUCCUUUUUCAACAAAAAACAGCAAACUGACGGCGGUGAAAUCCGGCCGUUGGAUGAUACCGCGACGCGAGAUCUGAGGCGCCUGCUUCGUCUCGAUUGA